CCCCCCCGCCCGGCGGGUGGUUCCUCCCGCUGCCCGCACGCGGCGCUGCGGACGAGCCCACGCGGGAGGAGCGCGGGGGGCGGGCGGGCAGGCGCGCGGCCGGCGCGGGGCGCGCGCGGCUGGGCUCGGCUCGGCUCGGCUCGGCUCGGCUCGGCUCGGCUCGGAGCGGCUCGGAGCGGCGGGGAGCGGAGCGGGAAGAUGGAAGGAGCCUCCUUCGGAGCGGGCCGGGCGGGGGGAGCCAUCGACCCCGUGGAUUUCCUGAAGCAGCCGCAGACCAUCCUCCGGCUGACGACCUGGAUCUUCUCCAUCGUGGUGUUUGGCUCCAUUGUGAACGAGUGCUACGUGAACAAGGACAGCCAGAACCCUGAGCUGCUCUGCAUCUUCAAUGAGAAUGAGAGUGCCUGCAGCUACGGCAUCGCCGUUGGCAUCAUUGCCUUCUUUGGCUGCAUCUUCUUCUUUGUCGUGGACCUGUACUUCCAGCAGAUCAGCAGCGUGAAGGACCGCAAACGGGCCGUCCUGCUGGACCUUGGCUUUUCAGGUUUCUUGUCCUUCCUGUGGUUUGUAGCCUUCUGCUUCCUAGCAAACCAGUGGCAAUGGACGACGAUGAGCAAAGGGGUUUCACAAGGAGCAGAUGCCGCCCGGGCAGCGAUCACCUUCUCUUUCUUCUCCAUCAUUGUCUGGGUCGCGCUGGCGGUGAAGGCACUGCAGAGAUACCGCCUGGGGACGGACAUGUCGCUCUUUGCCACCGAUCAGUUCGCCACCGACCCCAACGCGGCGUACCCCGGCUACCCCACCGGCAGCGGCAUCGAGAGCACAGAGACCUACCAGAGCCCCCCCUUCACCGAGACCUUAGACGCCAACCCGAAAGGUUACCAAGUGCCAGCGUACUGAGGGGCGAGGGCCGCGUACCAAGAGACCGAGUCCUACGGUGCAGUACACUUAACUGGUUGAUUGCAAAUGUAUUCAGUCCCAUUUCCUUAAUGUGGCAAGUCAGUGCUGGGUUCCUUACUAUUAGCUAGUUGUGCAGUGAAUUCUGUACAGUGGUAUUGGUUCUUGUCUUACCUGUCCAAGGGUUUUAUAAAAGCAGUGUUCCCUCUAAGUCAGAAGGAAGGAAGGUUGCUACCACAUCACCUACACGUGGCAAAAGAUGAAUAAAUGCCCUCUCUGAGGCUUGACACCGGGCAGUAGGCAUUGGGCUCUGCUGAGCGCCCGGGAAAGCCCAGAAUACCUUUUCCUGUUAGAAAACACAGUAGCCGAGGAGUUGCUAUUUAUCUCGUUCUUCCAGAGCUAACACAGAAUCGGUCUCGUGAGGGUGAGGGUGGGUGGGCAGCGCUGGGGAGGUUGGCCCCGUGCUGCUCCCGCUGCAGAGCUUUCCUGUACAUGUUCCAUGGAAAGUGCCAAAUUCAGUAGUGUCUGUGUUACUUUUAUUUGUAUAUAUUUACUGUACAAAAAACAAAAAUCCAAACAGGUGUUUCAAACUUAGCUUAGGAUGUAAGCGGCAUGGGGGGGCACAGCAGGUUGGGGUUAUGUUGAAUAGCCAAAUUGCUUCUACGCUUCAACAGGGUUCUGGUUGAAGAUGUAAAAAGUUACUGUUUGAAACUGGAAACCAGUUCAGCAAUAGUUGGCUGCUAAUUAGGAAUAGCCUUUUACCAGCAGAAAACAUGGCGUGUUGCAGUUCCACUUCUUCACCGAGAGGUUGGGAAAGUUUGCAAAUUUACAAAUAGUUUCUGGUUGGCAAUGCUGAACACUUACUCAUGCUCAAACCCAGAGCUGCCAACACAACAGGGGUGGGUGUCCAAGUCAAUUAGGAGCGGUAUUGAACUUGUAUUUUUAUACUGGGAGCAGCCACCAUCUGUCAUCAGCUGCAGCAGAACCUCAGGUGUGAACGUGUAUUUUAUCCUGCCGUCUCUAGAAAUGAAGAAUUCAGAUGGAGAAUUGGAAAGACUGUACAGGCCAUUGAAGUCCAUCAUGUGGGGGCUUAUGGCCCCAUGUUUGCAAAUAGUGGGAGAAGAGAGUGAAUGAAAAGCACCCGGGAAAGAGGCUCAGGUUUGGUUUUCAGCCGCAAAAUUCCUGCCUUGUCAAAAACAACUAAAUGUGUAAUAUCCAGUAGAUCCUUGUCAGCAGCCUGCCUGCUUUCCCUGCCUGUCUGCCUGUGCGGUAGCUGUGAUCCGAGCUAUUUGUCGCUAAGGACUAAGCAGAGGAGCUGAAACUUGAAUUCCCGACCACUUUGGUGGCAGCUCCGUCCUUAGAGGCCCCUGGCUCUCCCGGCAGCUGGCGAGCCGGGUUUCACCUUGCCGGUUUACGCCGGCAAAAGUUGCGUGCUGCCUUCAGACCUCUUGACAAGCAAUAGUUACUGGACUGCCCCAGCUCUCCUUGUAGCAAAAACACCCAGCUGUUUUUUUGUCGUUGUCAACACAGCUCAUUUCUGCUGCUAAAUUGCAUAUAAAUGCAUUAAUUAAUAAGCAGCAAAUCUCAUCAUGAGCAGUCAUUAUCAGUGACAAAGUGCAUUACUUGACUCCCCAACUAUUCAGGCCGGGUUAAAUGUGCAUUUGCAGCAAAGGCUGGCUUUGCUGGCGCUGGAGCUGCGCGGAGAUUUUUCAGGCAGCGUUUCCCAACUCGGACACUUCUCCUGCACCACUGCACCCUCCCCACGGAGCACAGCCGCACGCGGGGGCACCGAGACCUGGUGUCCCACCACGGUCCCCACCACGGGCUUUCCCCACAGUGACAGCAGAGGAGAUGUCUCUCCCUCUGGACACCUUUGCACCCACUUUGAGGUCCAAACACUGUCCUCGGAGUAGGUAGGGCUCAGCCCCGCUGCCUGCAGUGGAGGCAGGAGGAUGAGCAGGAGGAUGCUGCACUGCUUGAUCGGAGGUGUCACUUGGUCAAUGCAAGGAGCAAGGAAGAGGUGGCCCUGGGGCAUCUGCAGGUAGCCCGUGCCAGCGGGGCUUGGUGAGCAGCAAGACUUCCUUGCAUUAAGCAGACCAGGGACACCCAAACCCCGGUACGCUGUAAGCCUAAAUUAAUUACGGGACCCUUGCAAUUUUUCUAGAGUCAGCCUUGCUGGGGGGAGAAAAAAAAAAACAAACAAAAAAAAAGGCAAAGGAUUUUAAUACAGGGUACGGUAGAACUGUAGCAAUAUUUUUCCUUAGAGGGAACACUGAAAUUUUAGCAGCACAAACAGUACUUGUGUUAAUAUUAGCAAAAUUAUAAUCAAUUUAAAUGUUUAAAUUGAUUGUAUGUGAGAUAAUGUUUGUUCAGUACAUUGUAUUUUUUCUAACUAUAUAACUGUUCCAGAGUUUCCUUGUAACCGUAAAGAACUAAAGCUCUGUCUGACUGCGGGACGUGUCCUGACCCCUGGUGUAACCAUGCUGAAUAUUACAACAUCUGAAUGUACGCACCGAGGCCUGCAUUGCCUUUCUUUCCUCCCCACUCUCCCACCCGCCGGCGGUGGGACGCAGAAGGGAUGCACACACACGCACACCCCACGCACGCUCUCACGCCGGGACUGCCCUUAAGAGCAGCAACGGCGAAACGGGGACGACUUCAGCACGACUUCAGCCCCCGGCCGAGGCACCGUAGUUCUUCUCAAGGUCAGCGGCUUUUUACAGCUCCCCAAAAGUCAGUAUUGCCUUUAACUUGGAGUCGGCACGGUGAGCGUGCAAGGACCUGGCUGUGUUUUGCUGGGCAGGAGAGGAGGAGGAGGAGGAGGAAGGGUUUGGGAGCCUGAGAGGCUUCCUGGCAUCGGGAAGGCAGAACAGAUUGCUCCUUGAUUAAACCGGAGCCGGGAAUAAUGUGUCUGGCCACAUCAACAGGCAUCUCCAGGAAGUUUAACCCUGCUGUCUCUGCCACCGAAAAUGUCAGUCCCCAUCGGUGGAGGGGAGGACGUCCCCGCCGGGGCGGCACGGGGAAGGAUCGGGUCUGCCUCGCGGCAGAGCCGGCGCUGGGGCUGCUCGGCAGGCAGGGGCAGGCAGCCCGUACAGGCAGGCAGCCCACAACUGGUCUGUUUUUUACGGGCAAUAGCGAUGGGUUUAAUGUAGUCGCCACGCCAAGGCUGUGUCAGCCAGGCAGGACGGGACAAGCCGUAAUUAACGUGGUACCCCAACGCCUAAGACACGCACACCUUGGAAAGAGCGUUUGCCCACCUUGAACAAAAAAACAUUUUCUGGUUUGUUGGUGAGGCCGUUGCCGAAUGCCCGUAUAGCUCCCUGACCCCGCGGCAGUGCGGGCUGGCAGCCGUCGAGGUCCUGCUUAAUUAAAACGUGCUUAUAGGCAGGGUGAGACGCCGGCCCCCCGCCUGGCCAGCGAUGCCAUAUGCCUACCCCUUGCCCAAAAUCCUCUUUCCAGGCUCUUUGCAAGCCCCCGCAGCGUCCCCGCUAGUCGUUCAGCGUCGGCGGUGCUGUGCGUUAACUGUCGUAGCACAUCGGCGUGUCCGUGACUGGUCAGGCAGACUAGUGUAUACAGGUAUGGACUGUAACUAAAUAUAACCUUAACGGGCUUAUGGUUAGAGAAUUAGAUCCAUCGGUGUAAUAACUGUAGUAUAUUAUUUGGGGUUCAAGUAUUCGUAACAUCAUCCUUCGUCCUUCUUUUUUUUUUUUUUUUUUCUCCCCGCGCAUUCGCUGUGGUACAGUAGCACUAGCGGCUUUCCUUGUAACCGUCCAGACCACGUCCCAAAAGCAUGCCAGGAUUGUGCUGUGAAUUUGUGCCAUGCCAGCUGCUGCCCCCAUGCUGUCCUCGCAAGCUGUUUAAUAUAUCCUCUGUUCUCCUAGAGAUCUCAGAAGCCCAGCAGCUAACUCGAGCUUGCAGAGGGCAGGAUUGUGCUGCUCUCAGCAUGCCGAAAGCUUCUGCAUAGUGUUAGCAGUGAAUUUGGGUGUAAAGAAUAGAAUUCAAACAAUCCUGUAUCUUUCCUGGAGAUGUAUUCUGCCAAAUCUCCUUGCUCCAGGAGCCUCUGUUGCGACAACACGCAUCUUUCUCAGCACCGAGUUUAACCGCAUCAUGGUUUUUGCAUAUUUAUUUUAAGCAUAUUAAAAUAUUUGAAAGAAUUGGAUUUUUUUCCCCAACAUUUUAAGCUAUUCCUAGCGAGUUGGAAGUUUUGCUUAACCGAUGCUUAGUAAAAAGAUCUCCCCCCAUUACAAUGCUUCUGUAUCUCAUGCGGUUUGAGCAGAUCCCUCCCUUUAAGUCACACCUACAAGCAGUUGGGAUUUCACUGGCUCUUCUGCCUGGACGCUUUGUAGGAUGAGUUUCCCAUCGGUUCACGCUACAACAGCAAGUGACAACUGUGGCAUUUCUUUUCUACUUCCAUCGACCAGCAAUUCCUUACAGGGGUAAUUUGUACCCUUCUGCCUCCGCAACCAAUCCCCCAAAAUGGUGUAUGGCUGGCUCUUAGUUCUGCCUGCUGCAGCUAUGAGGUCACUUAACCAAAACAAAGCUAACCGUGGUCAUUGUCUAUUCAUUAAUAAAUCACAUCGUUACUUUGGCAGGAUCAGUAUUUCUCUUGGUCGAAGCUACUGUAUAGAUUUGCAGACUUCCUUUCAGCCUUUGUUUUCCUGAAGUGAUCUGGGGAGAGCGGGUGGGUCUAGUUCCAUUCUGGUUUAGUCCUAGUACUUUUCUAGAUAGCAUUGUGAAGCUGUGUGGGUCGGAAGACCCUCUCCCACCACCAGUGAGGCUCAGAGCGAGCCUUCCCUGUAUCAACUUGAAACCCAAGUUCAGCUGCCUGUAUUUUGUUGCAAUAUGCAUUUAAACCUCAGAUUCUGUAAGAGUUUUAAUAUCAAACUGAUACCAAAUGUGGUUUGCAAAUUGAAGUUUUUUUGCAGAUACCUCUGUAUAAGCAGACCGCUUCAAAGAGUUGCAGUUGUCACUAACCUUACGUGCAUUGUAGUAUAAAGUGGACGGUGUAUGGAAAUAAGUUAAAAAUGUUUACAACUUUUGUAUAUAUUAUAUAUAUAAAAAUAUCUUUUGAGAGAACAAUCUGUGAUUAUGUAUUUUCAGUGUCUGUGUACCAACUGCAACGUAUUUUCAAUAAAGAGUUAAAAAUGAA
This is a messenger RNA of Aquila chrysaetos chrysaetos, 6037 nucleotides long. It is a transcript of the gene SYNGR3, whose product is annotated as synaptogyrin 3. Gene Ontology annotation, cellular component: neuromuscular junction; synaptic vesicle membrane. The transcript has 4 exons. The coding region runs from base 199 to 891 and encodes 230 amino acids. NCBI's taxonomy places the organism in Eukaryota, Metazoa, Chordata, Aves, Accipitriformes, Accipitridae. The record is from RefSeq and is a predicted model, not a curated record.